Messenger RNA from Cydia splendana, 5685 nucleotides. It is a transcript of the gene mop, whose product is annotated as tyrosine-protein phosphatase non-receptor type 23. Gene Ontology annotation, biological process: protein dephosphorylation; endocytic recycling; early endosome to late endosome transport. The transcript is spliced from 21 exons. Gene Ontology annotation, molecular function: protein binding; protein tyrosine phosphatase activity. NCBI's taxonomy places the organism in Eukaryota, Metazoa, Arthropoda, Insecta, Lepidoptera, Tortricidae. The record is from RefSeq and is a predicted model, not a curated record. The coding region runs from base 110 to 5605 and encodes 1831 amino acids. Gene Ontology annotation, cellular component: endosome.
CAGUCCUAAAUCAAUCAAACAAAAAAAUGACAGCUCUAAACUAAUUUGUGAUGAAAUUGUUUUCCCAAGUGAUUUUCAUGUAAUCAGCCAGAUAACAAUCCUGUAAACAAUGGAGGCGGUGCCCAAGUUGCCGUUGUUGAGUUUCGAGCUAAAAGAGAGUCCGGAGACCACACACUUUGGGCCAAAACUUAAGCAGUACAUUGCGGACGCGUACAGGGAAGACCCUGAGAGCUAUAGCAAUGAGAUGCAUCAGCUGGAAAGCCUGCGGUCGUCCGCCGUGAGGCCUUCUAUUGACGCAGCAGGUCUGAGCGCGCUAUACAGAUAUUUCUGCCAACUCAGAGCCAUCCAGAGCAGGUUUCCGAUGGCUAAAGGACAACCAGCGGCUUGUACAUUUGCGUGGAAAGACCUCUAUGCAAACAUGAGCAGUCCCCUAGCAGACAUUCGUUUUGAAAUGGCCUGCAUCUUACACAACAUUGGGGCUCUGCACACCCAGCUUGGGGCUUCAGAGCCUCGCACAUCCCCAGAAAGUCUAAAGACGGCAUGCACCCACUUCCAAAAUGCAGCAUGGGCCUUUCAGCUGGUGAAAGAACAGUAUCCACAGCCAACAGGGAUAGAUGUGUCACCAGAAAUGAUGGCGUUGUUCCAGGAGAUCUGCUUUGCUCAAGCACAGGAGUGUAUACUUGAAAAGAGUAUUCAGGACACUAGGAAACCUAGUGUUAUAGGUGCUGUGGCAACCCAGGUGAUGUUUUUCUACCGUAACUGCCUGAACCACCUCGGAGCAUCAACUGGCUCUGAAAACGUCCAUGAAAUAAUUGGCGGCAAGCUCUACAACUUCUGGCACCGGUUCUUGUCGUUCAAAUUGUCUUAUAUUGGCUGCAUUGUGUGCUUAUAUCAAGGAAUGAACGCCGAAGAACAACAGAAGAUGGGCGAACGCGUUGCCUUCUACCAGCUCGCCGUGGACAAGCUUGCCGAAGCCCAGAAGCUCGCCAAAUACGUAGAACCUGUCCAGGUCACCAAGGAAGCCCUCACAUUCACCAACGACGUGGUGGAGGGGAAGCGGAAAGCGGCGAAGAAUGAGAAUGAAUUUAUAUAUCAUGAGGAAGUGCCGGAUAAGGAUUUGCUUAUGGAUAUGAAGCCGGUGUGCUUGGUUAAGGCUUUGCCGGUCAAUUUGAAUGAUCCUGAGGUGUCAGGUCCUGACAUAUUCUCCCGCCUGAUCCCAAUGGGAGCUCACGAGGCCUCCUCCGUCUACUCUGAAGAGAAGGCCAAGCUGCUCCGCCAAGUCGUCGGCCAAGUGGAAGCCAAGAACACCGAGCUUACUGAGUUCAUGUCAUCAUUGCAACUUGAUCAGUUAGAAGUGCUGGAUUCUGAUCAAAAGAUCCCUCAAGAGAUAGUGGACAGAUGUGCAGCCAUGAACGCCAAGACCGAGGUUAUACAAACGCUGGUGGAUUCCAUGAAUAAUCUCGCUGAGAUCAUCAGCGACGUGGAGAACUCGCUCGCCGAAAUCAAGACGCUCAUUCAGGAAGAAACAUUGAAAGAAAAAGAAUUCCAAAAGGUCAUGGGACCACGCCCACCCUCCAUAGUGCAAACCGAACUAUCCAGAGAGUUCCACAAAUACCAGGAGGCCCACGCGAGAACCAACGAGUCCAACCAAGUGCUGCACAAAGCUAUGACGCUACAUAUAGCUAAUCUGAGGCAGUUAGCUGUGCCAUUAGAUGUUCUGCAGAGUAGGAUUCCUACCAUCGAUAAUAUUGAGGGCUUGGACCGGGAAGCCAUGUCGGAAAUGCGUCGCGUCGUCGGCAAGGCGCGCCACAUGCAGGCCCAGCGCGAGCAGCUGGUGAGCGCGCUGCGCGCCGCCGUGGCCGCGGAUGACGUCACGGCGGCGUUGCUGGCGCGCGCCGCCGAGCCCCGGGACCAGCUGUUCGCGCAGGAGCUCGCUAAACAUGACCCUCAGGUGAAAAUAAUAGAAACAAACCUCGCGGCUCAAGAGAACAUCAUCAACCGCCUGACGUCGCUAUACGCUUCGUAUGGAGAGUCACGACGUAUGCUGUCGGACUUGCUGAGGAAGCGAGAGAGCAUCAUCAACGCCCUCAUAACCUCCUACGACACGUACGGCGAGCUCCUCGGCAAGUGCCAGAAGGGCCUCGAGUUCUACAAGAAGUUGAGCCACAACGUCAACCAACUGCUCACGAGGCUGCGAGGAACAUGCCAAGUUCAAGAGGAGGAGAGAGAGUCACUGCUUGCCAAGAACAGUAAGGGUAGUAAAGCGGCCACCCCCGUACCGUCUUCACCGGCAAGAAUGGAGAGGGCUGACAGCGUCGAGCCUCGAAGCGAGGGCUCCGGCCUCAAACUGAAGGACUAUCUGCCGUAUAUGAAGAAGAGGCAACUGCCCAAAACCCCUCAAGGGACAGGUCAACCAGAAACGUUACCGCCAGAAGCGUACUACCCAGAGUCGAUAUACCCAACAUCCGUGAGACCAGCUCCUGUUGGAUCAGAAGCUACUGAUCCAACCCAAAUGCAACUGCCAGACGGUGUGGUCAUGCCUCAAAUGAUGCCUCACCAGUACGCCCGCUACGGCACACCCUACACCCAAGAGCCCGAACCCUACUCCACACCCUCAAACUUCUCCUACCCUUCCAAAACCUACGAAAAACCCGAGGACAACCCUUUUUAUUCAGCCUACACCCCUCCUCAGUACUCCCACCAAAUGUCCAACCCACAAACAUACGCCAACCCUUACUAUUCUGGCUCUCAAGACAGUGGGACUAUAAUAACCGAUUCACAAAGUAACUCUUAUACUAUGCAAAGCCAAGCGAACGCUAACAUGGCUACUAAUAGCCAAAGCGUGCCAAGCAGCGCCUCAAGCAAUAGCCAAACUAACGCACCAUAUAUCUACGAUAUGUACGGGCAAAAUCAAAUAGCACCAAUCCCUGAAAAUCCAUCAAUGACUUAUGCAGGUCAUGAUUUGAGCGCUAACUUCUCUCAAAUGCAAGUAUCAGCGCCUAAAGAUUAUCAACCGCCGAAUUUCGGUAACGAUUAUUCACAAACGUAUUAUAGCGUGAACUACCCACAAGCGGCCACGCCUAAUAUGGCUACAUAUAGUAACGCUGAACAGAGUAACUCAAACACUAAUUCUACGCAAAGUACUGAUUAUAAUACAGCGAUAAAUUAUCCAUACGCUCCUAAUUCUGCGUCAACGUACGCACCCAAUUCUGCUGUUUCAACGUACGCACCCAAUUCUGCGGGUUCAACGUACGCACCCAAUUCUGCAGGUUCGACGUACGCACCCAAUUCUACGGCUACUUCGUACGCGCCUGCCUCCGUUGCUUCAUAUGCUCCUAACCCUGUGACUUCUUCGUACGCUCCUAAUUCUGCUGCUUCCAAUUACGCACCUAAUUCUACGGGUCCUACUUACGCCCCUAACUCUGCUCCUACUGUUCCUGCGUACAGUGAGCAAUAUAACUACACAACAGGCUACGAAGCAUCAUCACAAAGCUACCCCGUAUACACGAACGCUGAUACUACAGCCUACUCUACCACCACAGUUACCAAUGUCCCAGUAUCCAUCGAGUCACCAUACAAUCCGCCCGAACCGAAUCCAGCACUAUCCCAAAUAGACGCUUACGACCAACCAAUCAAGUCCCAUGUCACCGGAGAAGCAUUGAACUACCCUAGCUACCAAAGUUACGAGCCUAGCUACACCCCAACCCCUAACCCAGAGACAACACCGACCCACCAACCAAACAACUUCUACCAAGACCCAGCGAACGUGAACUACGCGCAUACCUAUCAAAAUCAUCCGGGUUAUAACUUCAAUCCAGGCACAGGAGGUUUCGACUAUAACUACGGCUCUCAGAAUUCUUAUGCCAGCUACGUGCAACCAAAUAUAGACUCUCAGUCGAACCCUAAAGAUCCAAAUUGGAACGCGCAAGGGGUCUACACGAGCGCUGGAGCGUGUGAAACUGUCCAAUCCCCUUCAGAAACCCCUCAAACGCCGCAGCCAAGCGACAAUCAGACUUAUUACAAUACGCCGUACGGAUAUAUUACUAAUACUAAUCAGUCACAAGAGGUGGUGUCGAAUCCUGAAGUGACGACUACGAAUUAUGGUGCCAAUGUGAAUCAGUCGACUUAUAUGCAGUCUGGGGAACAGUACAACACUAAUGUCACCUUUAGUAAUAACAAAGUAACGACACCCAAGGAAGAAAUAGAGGAGCCAACUUUUGAGGCAAAACCAGAGCCGAUCCAAAGUCCACCGGAACCAGAAACUCAAGAACCUCCACCAAUUAAAGAAGAGUCUGAACCGGUCCCAGAGCCCUCCGUUUUCGACUUAUUAUCAGACAUAGAUUUCUCAGUCGAACAAACACCUCUAACGCCUCAAAUAAAAGUACCACAAAUAUCAGAAAGCGCGAUCAAAAAGCCUUUACCAGUGCCUAAAGUUGAACCAAUUCCGAAACCAGUGCCAAAAGAAGAAGUGAUACAACGGCCAGCUAAAAGGGACCUGUUUUCGGACCCUAGUUUGCUGAAUAGUUUUACGCAGGAGGUGAAGAAUUUGCAGGCCUUGGUUGACUCGUUGACGAAUAAAGUGCAGGGUGGAUUGACGCUGUUGGACUCUAAGUGGAAGUCGUUCCAGGAUAUACAAAGUAAAGAAAACAUGACGCGAUCGAAGAACAUCGCGAAACAAUAUAAGAGUGGCAACAUCGCGCCCUACGACGACUCCCGACUGACGCUCAGGAGUGACGCGAAUGCGUACAUCAACGCUUCUUAUUAUAAGCAACUGGCUCCCUGGUGCAUUCCCCUGGUGAUAUCCUCGAUGCCACAAGAGAGGAGCUACAGUGUUUUCUGGAAGGCCGUGUUGGAAAACAAAAUCACGUCUGUCGUUUGCUUGCUGAGCGAAAUUGAGAUGCAAGGCAAAUUCUACUGGCCGACGGCGAAGGGCCAAUCCUUAGACCUCCCCGGAGUUAAGGUGGUGCUGGAUGACGUCACAUGCACUGUACAUUGGACCGAACGGAAACUUACAGUGGUCCACGGGAGUACUGUGCAUAAAGUGAACCAUUAUCAAAUCAGCGUAUUCCCUGCCAAAAUCGUCUGUUCUCCUCUCAUCCUCCUCGUGGACAAGAUCCUAUCGGAGACCUUUGAGAACCGUCUCAGUAAUCAGCUCAGCGGCGCCUGGCUUCAAUGCGGUACGGGUGGCGGGCGGAGCGCGUUACUGGCGCUAAUUAUAGCGCUCGUGUGCCAAGUGCGCGCGGGACAGCCGCAGCUGUGCGAUACACUGGACGCGGCGUGUGCGAACCUUUACAAGCACCGUACGGACGUGUUGGAGGACACCAAGUUCCUCGCCGACGCGUACAGAACGGCGCUGUUCUACGUGCAAGGAGUGCUUUGCUCUGGUACUACCUCAUUCAACGGCGAAGCCAUCUCGGUCCCGACCGGGGCGUCCGUAUUACCCCCCGUCACGCCCACCCCCACCCCCACCGCCGCCAGCUCCCAAAGAACCAAGUUCUCCCGAGAAUCCUUCGAGGAGAUGAAACAGUCGCCCGGCCUCAAGAGCGGAGACAUGAAGGACCCGCUCAACUUUCUCGAUCCACUGUGGAGCUUGAAGAAGAAAUAAAUCGAUUUUAGACUUUGAUGUGUUAUAAUAAGGUUGGUUUUAGCUGAAACAUCCUCAACGAAAAAGUGGACGAUUUCAUA